CAGGGGGGAUGACACGGUUGGCCAGGUAGCAGCUAAAAUUAGCGCGACAAUGAAUGGUCUUUAAUUCACCACCACUUGGAACAAAAGUCGCCGCAGUCCCUAUGCCCAUGUUCACACAAUCAAAAAGGUAUGUGCAGUUUUAAUGGAUACACACAAUUCACAUUCUUAAAAGCAAAUAUAUGCCUAGUGGAAAUAUUUGAAUAUAGGAUAUCGUUCAAUAUAGUCGGUAUAUACCAAAUUACAAUCUUAAAUCCCGAACUAGAAUAAUAACACUAAAACAAGAAUAAAUUUCACUGAAUACUAAAUUCAUAGUCUGCAUUUGAAUUUACUUCGACGUCACUUGCCUGCAUAAAUUUAAAAAAAAUGAAGAGCUAACGAGCUGAAUUACUUGAUUUAAAAGCUUGCCAUAAACAAGGGAACUCUUUUGCAUUGCCUUAUACAGGUGAAACAACGUUAAGUAAAAUCUGUAGUACUAGGAUCUAGUUGCAAACUGAAGGACAUCAGCUCGCAAUGCACUGUCGGCUUUAUUCAGUGGAUGGUGGUCUGUUAUAAACAAGCUAUGACAGUUUAGUUAGUGGAUUACUCUGAAUUGCUUGUUAAACUACUUGUGAAGGAUUACCUGGUUUCUUACAUCGGUACUCUGACAACAGUUGCAUACAGGGAGGCAAAUCUGAGGAUUCGCUAAGGCGUCACUAUAUCGCCUGGGCGCCUUUACAUCGCUUGGGCGCUUAUACCUUUCUUGGGUGCUUUAACUGAGGGACUAACAAGCAGGGUACAGUGCAAUAUACAAAAAUGGCAGAUGUAUUGCUUAUCUUGUUUACCUUAGUAACUUGUAUGACUAUUAGUAAGGCAGCCGAUAAACAUGGUUACUGUUUGCCUCCAUACUCGGCUAUAAAUUUGUGUGAUCGAACUUGGACAUUGAUAUUUGAGAACGACGAGACAGGGGCCCCACUUAGCGGGACCAAGGAGGACCUCAAACAAGCUGUACUCAGGGGGGCCGAACUCAGGGUGCUUCUUAAAGACAUGAUGGUGGAGCCUUCCUCCAUGGUGACGCAUACUUUCUCGUCAGGGGUGGACAAUAUCAACAUCAGGGGAGAUAACAUAUGCUGCGAGAUAUUAAGUCACGUGGCCACAGCAGGCUUUGAAAGUGUCAUAGACGCCCACUGGAGAUUUUUCCUUCCGUGCACAACCGGAAGUGUCCAUGUUGCCCAGUACUACGUGGAAAGCGCUGACUUCCUGUCCGAGGAAACGCAACGUGCCCGCAUUGCUUGGUACGCAAAGGAGAUUCAGCAUGACCUCUACAACAACCGACCUCUCUUCGCUCACUUUUUGGACGGAGGCUCAACAGUGGGCAACAAGGAGGAUUUGAUCGAUGCGGCACGUGAAGGCAAAGAGAUCAGGGCCCUAAUGACGGACAGAGGAUACGCCUUCCCUUUCCAGGUUGUGGCCUGGUCCGAUGCUGAUGGUCGAGUGUGUGGCCAAAGCAACAAACAUCUUUCUCAGAAAUACAGCGGCAGCGAUAUCGUCUUCAACACGCAGACACCUUACAUGUGGUUCUCCUCCUGGUCAACCACUGGCCGCAGGGACAGCUCCAGGUGGGCAGUAGGAGGAGUCACCAACAGGGGAAGGGGCUCAGACUAUGUAUCUCUGAAGUGGUUCGCAGACCCGUGCUGGCGCCACGUCUUCACCCAUGACAACAGCGGGAACCAGUUGAGAGGAUCGAGAGAAUCCCUUGUGGCGGCUAUCAGGGACGGCCACCGAGUCCGCGUGGUGGUAGACAAUAGGGCGAUGGAGGCGUCUUUCCUUCGUGUCAAAAACAACCACGUCAGUGCCUACUUCCUGGAUGAGCUCUCCACAAAAGGAGGACGAGGAUUCGAUCAGUUCGACUUUACCACGGACACCUACUUUAAGUUUUCUACCGCCCACACGACCGGAACGUUCCGGCAGUACGGCCACUUUGUCCGGAACACGUCCACCACCGUCAGCCCCAGCAUGACCAAGCAGAAGAUCUCGUGGAUGAUCGACGUCAAACCGUGGGAGACGAUCCUUAAGGUCAACGAAAAGGGCGUGGUCAUCUGGGGUCAAAAGAUCAACGUGAAAAACGCCGUCCUAAAAUCAGCUUCCAUACGCAUGUCCAUCGAGUUUGACUCAACCAGUGGCACCCUCUACCUGGGCGCCGACAACACCAAAGUCGGCAGCGCCGUCACGGACGAAGAAAGCGUGUCCCAGAGCGUCCGCGUCAUGGGUGACAGGCCCAUUGGCAGCUACGAGUUUGAGCUCUCCCCCGUUCCGUUCUGGGUCUUCCUGGUCGUCCCGACCACAGGCAACGUCCAUCUGUCCGGCUGGCAAAUGGGCAGACACCAUCGCUUCUUCCACCGCAGUGUACCGGCUAGUGUGGUCUGGUUCGCGAACUUGUAAGAUAUAGCGCUUCUUGGGACUGGGAGGCUCUGUUACUCCUGAGCACGCCUAUCUUCAAAUGUGUAAUGAACUCAUUUUCAUCUAUUUAUAGAACUUACUUUCAGGGUUUUCCCCAUUUAAAGUAGGUUACUUGAUUUUAAGACGAAGUAUAUUAUCAACAUAUCAUUACACUUAAACCAUUAUCGUCAGAAGAGAUAGGCCUAUUGGUAUGGUUGUUAUGACAUAUAGUGUACAUUUGUUUGUUUUAGGUAAUUAUUUGGGUUUAUUCUUUAAUAAGUAUUUUGUUCUUUUAUAUAUAUAUAUAUUAUGCAUUGCUAUGGCAGAUGUUUUAGAAUUAUAAUCCCUUUCAAUGAUAGGGGAUCUUCAAAAAUGAUUUGUUUUAGAAUAACGAACCAUUGUAUAGGUUAUGUUGCAUUUAUUCUUAUUCCAACAUAGAAUAUAACUCGCUAUGAAAAAAAAUCAAUGUCAGAAAGAAAUAAAACAAUCGAUGUUCACAUUUUAA
Messenger RNA from Biomphalaria glabrata, 2920 nucleotides. RefSeq lists its product as uncharacterized. The record is from RefSeq and is a predicted model, not a curated record. The transcript has 7 exons. NCBI's taxonomy places the organism in Eukaryota, Metazoa, Mollusca, Gastropoda, Planorbidae. Bases 793 to 2418 code for a protein of 541 amino acids.